AUGAAGUAUUUUCUUUUUGUAAUCGGAAUUUCUGGAUGGCAUAAUGAUGAUACGACAUCAUAUUUUUAUACCACGACGAUAUACACAACAACAACGCGAGAACCAACAACGACAACACAAGGUUCUACCACUUCGCUCUAUUUUGACUGCGGAGGAAAAAUAACAUCAGCGCAAACAAUCACAUCUCCUCUUUUCCCGCUCGUCUACCCGGACCAGGGUUCGUCUGAUUACGAUCUCGGUUACGAUGGCUUUAGUUUCGAAAUUAUUCCUUUUACCAAGAAAUAUUUCAAACGCCAGAUUCAAGCGGAAAUCAAGGCGAUUAUUGCGCUCCUGCCGGGUGUUCUACCUCGAUUCAAGGAACGAUUUACCGCUAAAAUGCGACGAAUAAUGAGCAAACUAAAGUCGCCCAAAGAAGAAACCCUCUGUUUCGAGGAAAAUGGCUUCAGUUCUAAGCAAGAAAUGAUGAUCAAACCUGACUUCGUUCAAAUAGGCUUCCUUUGCGAAAAAAACAUCAAAUUAAACGAAGCAAUCAACAGUUUUGCUGCAAACUAUGCUUGUGAUGGCGGAGGAAAGCUCUUUCAAAAUGUCAUUCGAAGAGCAGAAAAAGCAAGAGAUUUCUUUAUCAGAAAACAAAACUGCUGA
Molecule: messenger RNA, 642 nt
Organism: Oikopleura dioica
Lineage: Eukaryota; Metazoa; Chordata; Appendicularia; Copelata; Oikopleuridae
Source: the annotation of a GenBank genome assembly